AUGGGAAGAAAGAAAAUAGAAUUGAAGUUAAUAGAAUGUCCAAAAGAGAAAAGUAGCAAAUUCUCAAAACGUAAGAAAGGGUUUUUAAAAAAGGCUGAAGAAUUGGCAAUACUGUGCGAUACUGAUAUAGUUCUCCUCGUCUUUUCUCCCACCUCCAAGCCUAACCUUUUCUAUCCUCAUUCUAGACAUCUUAGUAGAAUUUUGGAGAAGCUUUCCAAUAUGUCAGAAGAUGAACGAGAAGAGAGGUUGAUCUUUCGGGUUUUUACUCUGGUGGCUCAUUUGAAGAAGGAAACUAUAGAAAUUCCCAAUGAAAAGCGUAAUUAUUAUUCUGGAAGGUACAAUCAUGAUUUUUUUUAUUAUUAUGAUAAGAUAAUUGAACUGAGAGAAGCUAGAGAACUGCUUGAUGAGAAAAUAUCAAUUCUAAGGAAGUGGCAAGACCCGGAUAGAGUUGAUGAUUUGGCCCGACUCACAAUAAUGGAGGAUCAUCUAGUUUUUAAUCUUAGCCUAUUCAAAAAUGUAUUAGGAGUUAAUAUCAAAUAA
Messenger RNA from Eruca vesicaria subsp. sativa (arugula), 540 nucleotides. NCBI's taxonomy places the organism in Eukaryota, Viridiplantae, Streptophyta, Magnoliopsida, Brassicales, Brassicaceae. The record is from the annotation of a GenBank genome assembly.